AUGAAGUUGAUCCUCGUGCUUUUCGUAAUUUUGGCUUCUGUUGAUGCCUCAGCGGUAAGAAAAUAUCGACUUCAGCCGAAAAAAAUUUCAAUUUUCCUUGUUUUCCUACAGAAAUUGCUAGUCGCAAAGAAUUCCAUCACUAAGUACCAAAUUGCGUAUCAGGAGAACAUUUUCGAGUAUCAUAUCAUCAACGUUGGAAACAGCCCGGCUAUCAAUGUAAGGAUAUUCAGCUAAACUGAAGGAAAUUGCUGCAAUUUUAACAGUCAAGCGUACAUCAAGAAAAAAGAAAUUUUCUCAUGCAAAACAAUAUCUCAACAGCCUUAUUUUUCAGGUGGAACUCGACGACCGGAGCUCGUUCCCGACCGACCGAUUCGAUGUUCUGAAGGGCUCGUUGCACUUUAAAUACGCCUCGAUCGCUCCCAACACCACCGCUCUCCACUACGUCAUGAUCGUUCCUCUGACUCCGCAGCCGAUGGAGGACAAGGACGUGACCGUCGACUACACGGAUUCCGAAAGUGGCGAGACGUUGCGGAUGACGGCAGUUUCGUUCAAAAGAGGAAGCCGUGAGUUUUAUGAGAGGUUUUCAAGCAUUUUACUUCUUUUUCCAGAAUACUAUUUCCCGGAACACAAGUUGUACAGCCGCAUCGGUAUCAACUCGAAGCACUUCGUCGGAUUCGCUUUCCUAGCUCUUCCGGUCACCCUCCUUUCCGCGUUGUUCUACCAUAAAUCGACCACUCGCUACGCAGCGACAAUAAGCCACAAGCUCAGACGCCAAUAA
This is a messenger RNA of Caenorhabditis sp. 36 PRJEB53466, 778 nucleotides long. Lineage: Eukaryota; Metazoa; Nematoda; Chromadorea; Rhabditida; Rhabditidae. The record is from the annotation of a GenBank genome assembly.